GAUUUGGACGCAGAUCCUUGCUUCUUGCUGUAGCUACAGCAGUUAGGAAGCUAAGCAUCAGAAAGUUGGUUUCUUUUGGUUAGGUAGGGGCAAGGCCACAGAAUUGGGGCAUUCGCUGCAAAUUAGAGGUUUGUGAGAGAUGGGUUCGUUCGGAAAGCUUGCAAAGAGGGCCUUGGAAACUGAGAUGCCGGUUAUGGUUCAGGUACUCUCUCUCAUGCAAGAAUUGCUCCGAGGAGCUAAGAAUGCCGUGUCUUUGGCCCAGGGGGUGGUUCAUUGGCAACCUCCCAAGCAAGCCUUGGAUAAGGUGAAAGGACUUGUAUGUGAACCUUCAAUUAGUCGUUAUGGUAAUGAUGAAGGUAUUCCUGAACUCAGAACAGCUUUAGUCAAAAAGUUGCGUGAUGAAAAUAAUUUGCACAAAUGUUCAGUAAUGGUUACAGCAGGUGCCAAUCAGGCAUUUGUGAAUCUAGUUCUUACUCUGUGUGAUCCAGGGGAUUCCGUGGUUAUGUUUGCUCCUUACUACUUCAACGCCUACAUGUCCUUCCAGAUGACUGGCAUUACCAAUAUACUAGUCGGUCCUGGUAACCCAGAAACACUUUAUCCGGAUGUAGAUUGGUUGGAAAGAAUAUUAUCAGAUACUAAACCUGCCCCAAAGCUAGUUACUGUUGUGAAUCCAGGCAACCCAACUGGAACUUACAUCCCAGAGUCCCUUUUAAAGAGGAUUUCAGAUCUCUGCAAGAAUGCUGGCUCUUGGCUUGUUGUGGAUAAUACAUAUGAGUAUUUUAUGUACGGGGAUCUGAAACAUUCUUGCGUGGAGGGAAAUCACAUUGUUAAUGUUUUCUCAUUCUCAAAAGCAUAUGGAAUGAUGGGAUGGCGGGUUGGAUAUAUAGCAUACCCCUCUGAAGUAGAAGGGUUUGCGGCCCAACUUCUCAAGGUGCAAGACAACAUUCCCAUCUGUGCUUCAAUAUUAUCACAGCAUCUUGCCCUCUUUUCAUUGGAAAUAGGGCCUCAGUGGGUUGUAGACAGGGUAAGAAGUCUUGACAAGAACAGAGAAAUUGUUUUAGAAGCCCUGUCCCCUCUUGGAGAGGGUUCAGUAAAAGGAGGAGAAGGUGCUAUAUACCUGUGGGCAAAGCUCCCUGAUGGAAAUGCUUAUAAUGAUUUUGAAGUUGUUCACUGGCUAGCUAACAGGCAUGGGGUGGCAGUAAUCCCAGGAAGUGCCUGUGGUUGUCCUGGCAAUCUUAGAAUUUCAUUUGGAGGCUUGACGGAGAACGAUUGCAGGGCAGCCGCAGAAAGACUCAAGAAUGGCUUACAAGAAUUGGUUAGAGAUGGAUUGCUGCAGUGACUGAAAUUAAUCUUCAACCCUCACGCGCCUAAAGUGGAAAAAGAAACAAAGAUUUCAGUUUGCAACUGGUGCAUUUGAAUAAAUGGAGGAUUUGCUUUCUACCCGGUUAAGUUGUUAGGGUUGAUUUCGUUGGUAAAAGAGGAAUGAAAUUCGCUAUAUUUCCUUUAUGUAGUAUCUACUACAUGGAGGUAUAUAACUGAUUCAAAUAGUUUGUGACAGGUGUGAGUGUGGAGUACACAACAUUUAUCUGAAUGAUUGAAAAUUUGAAAUUGAACUAUCAUAAAAUCUGGCCGAAUUUGUUGGAGCCUUCUUUUUUAUUUUAUAUUUAUUGUAGCAGCCUUCUUGUUGUUGUCUAUGAAAGCUCUAUGGAUAUUUAUUUUAUCUAUUGUUCCCACGAGAGUUACUGCAGGGUGGUUGUGGUCUAUUUAUGAGUGUCGGACUCAUUAGACCU
Messenger RNA from Gastrolobium bilobum, 1790 nucleotides. RefSeq names its product aromatic aminotransferase ISS1. Lineage: Eukaryota; Viridiplantae; Streptophyta; Magnoliopsida; Fabales; Fabaceae. The transcript is spliced from 9 exons. Bases 140 to 1339 code for a protein of 399 amino acids. The record is from RefSeq and is a predicted model, not a curated record. Gene Ontology annotation, molecular function: catalytic activity; pyridoxal phosphate binding. Gene Ontology annotation, biological process: biosynthetic process.